Molecule: messenger RNA, 2106 nt
Organism: Talaromyces amestolkiae
Lineage: Eukaryota; Fungi; Ascomycota; Eurotiomycetes; Eurotiales; Trichocomaceae
Exons: 3
Coding region: 1-2106 (701 amino acids)
Molecular function (GO): protein binding
Source: RefSeq, a predicted model, not a curated record
AUGGCGGCUGUCAACAGCAAUAUGUUUGAAAUCAGCGUGCGUCCAGACCAACAGAAUGGAGCAGGCGGCGCGCAAAUCAUAACCUUACCGCUGAACCUGAUUGCGCAUAUAGUUUCAUGGAUUGAGGAUCCAGGCGAUCUUGCCCGCAUGUGUCGCACCUGCCGCCUGCUGCACUACAUGGCCAUCCCGCAUCUCUAUCGCAACAUCUCCCUUACAUCGUACGACCGUAUUCGAUAUCGCGACGAGCUGCCGGAGGGGUGGGGCAAUGCAAGUCCAUUCUCCAUGGGACUCAACACGUUGGUUACUAGAGCUCAUGCAUCGCUCGUGCAAUCCAUGACUUUGCGCGGCGAGUGGAACGAGCCGGAAUUAGAAGAACUCUCCAGAGUUGGCCGCGUGCCGGACUCUUCAAUGAUGUUAAAUAUAUCGGUGAGGGCGGCGCUUGAUCGCACCAAGAAUAUCGAGAGCUUCAGCUGGGAACUCAAUACGAAGUUAAUGGAGACGGUAUAUCUGGGCCUCCCUAAGCUACCAAAACUCACGUCCUUGUCCAUACGAUUUCCAUCAAGCAGACAUCCGCGUCCGAUAUGUGUGGUUCCCGCUAUGCCUCAUUUGCGCAAACUCAAAGUGACGGACAUAGAUCCUCUGUGCUAUCCCGACGAUAUCUCAACUUUGCUAUAUAAAAGUCCCCAUCUUGAGGAUUUGAAAAUGCAUUGGUCGCCCCGCAUGCGUGAGAGUCAAGAACCCAGCGUUGUCGUUCACGAUUACUUCCGUCAUUGCAUUAGAAAUAAAGCUCCACUGAAGCUGAAAAAAAUUGCAUUUCACAAUUUAUUCUCACGGCAUACGAACGAAUGGCAGGAAGCGUCUGACGACUCCGUACUCGAAGAAAUGACUUUCCUAAACGGUUAUAGCGAGGAUUCGCCAUCUCAUCACACAUUUGUCGACAAGACGUGGACAACAGCCCGUAUGGAAAUUUCGAAAAUGUUGAAACUGAAGCUUAUCAGGCACGAUGUCGUCUCAAAAGAGCUUUGCGAGUAUCUAAAUUGUUUUAGGGGUUUAGAGAAGUUAUACUGCGUCAAUGCUACUCGCUCCAUAGGAUCGAGGCCAAGUAUGCGGCCGUUGGGAAACAAUUCCAAUACGCACUCAUACCUUGUCGGUACCGGAAUUGGUGCCAAUGGUACCUUCCCUUCUAUUUCCGGAAAUGGCUCCAUAACUUCUCCGUCUUCMCCUCGAUCUCCCGCCUCUAAUGCGGCCCAGCACUUACAGCUCCGGGAUUUCUACUUGAACUCCGUCAUGACAAAUCAUGGUGCCACCUUGCGACAUCUUAUCCUACCUUCGCGCUGGCCGCUGUCAAGCAACACCCUUGCGCGGCUGGUUCAUGUCUGCCCCAACUUGGAGCAGGUCGCAUUUGCCCUAGAAGUCUCAACAAUGGAUGCGUUCGGUUUACUCAUUCCAUUUCUCCGGAAACUGCAAGCAAUGCGAAUACUGAUUCCAUCCACCGAAAAGUUCGGACAGGAACAGGCUAAUACACAAACCAAUUCGGAUUCUCCUAUUCCAACAUUUUCUAGUAUGUACGAAAUGGUUGGCCUAGACGAUGAUAUUCACACCGAGAAGAUUAGCGCAGUGACAGCGGACAGAGAACGGGCUCGUUCACUCAAGGUCAUUGGAAUGGGCUGGAAGGCAUGGGAACUUGGCGAUUUCUAUUAUAUUUCCGCCUCUGGCGAUACACCGACUGCAUCUGAGACGGAAUAUCAUUAUCCAGUAGACGAAGCGGGACCUGUGAUCAAUAUUCCGAGCGGUCGAGGGUCUCCAGCUUCAGGUCUCCCCAUCACCGAAUCAGCCAGAAAUAGUCAGCCAAACCAUGCUACUACACGUACAUCUACUCCAUACGUGACGAAAACACCAAAGUCGUCACUAGGUAAACACGCCCGUGACGAGGCGUCUCCCCCAUUAGGCUCUUCGACCAAACCUUCACUGGUUGUGGACUCGGACAACUGGUACGAUACUCUUCCUACGGGAGAAAAGAUUAUCUGGAGACGUCGUGUGCGUCCAGUUGGCUGGGAAGUUCUCAAAAACUGGGAGAUAUGGGCUCUAGAUUCACAAGACGUCUGA